CCAGUUAUAUAGAGCCCAAUAGAGCAUUGAAUCAAAUAGUGAACGGCCCAGACAAAUGGGCUCAAUGACUCGACUGCACUCGGAGGCCCAAUAAGUAACUCAACUGACUCGGUACUCGGUAACGAUUGAAAUCAGUACGUCGCCGUUUCACUCAAAUUGAAUAAAUACAAAAAACAAUAAACAUAGUGGGAAAUAGAAAAUAAGAAUUUGACUAAAACAACGUUAAAUUCCAGCAGGCCAGCCUCCGUCUUCGUCUUCUUUCUGCCGGCACCAUUUCAUCCACACACCGCUAUACGUUACACUUACACACAGUGACAAACACACACAUAUAUAUAUAUAUAUACACACACACACACACGGACAAAAACAUGUCUGCUAUCGAAAAAAACCCGUCCGUAGCCGUCGCCGGGAAAUGGACAGAUUUCCGUCAUUGAAUCCGAUCACCACCAAUCUGAUCAUCUACUCACUCACAGCGCUUUUAAUGAUGUGCAAUAAACCCAUUUUCACAGUAAACGGUUGCACCCCGAAAGAUUCGGGCCCUGUGGUCCCCACCACCCCUCUCGUCACCUUUCUGGAACGGGUCCAAGAGACGGCGUUACGGGCUUACGGGCCGAAGGGCUUUGAUCCAAAAUUGUACGUCGACCUUUCACUGAAUCAAAACCUCUCCACCACAAUCGAAGCCUUCGAUAAAAUUAAGAGAAACGAGAAUGGCUCGGUCUCGAUUGAUGAAUUGAGUGGUUUUGUGGAGAAGUAUUUGGGUGGUGCGGAGGUGGAUUUGGUGUAUGUGCACCCGGUUGACUUUGUGGCGGAGCCCGAAUACUUUCUGCCUAAGGUGAAGAGGCCCGAAGUGAGGGAUUGGGCUUUGGAGGUGCAUAGGCUUUGGAAGAAUUUGAGUAGGAAGGUUUCGGGUCGGGUCAUGGAGCAGCCCGAUUUCCACACGUUGCUGCCUUUGAAGAACCCGGUUAUGAUACCCGGUUCGAGGUUCAGGGAGGUUUAUUAUUGGGAUUCUUAUUGGGUGAUCAGGGGGUUGUUAGCGAGUAAAAUGUACGAGACGGCAAAAGGGAUUGUGUAUAAUCUCAUUUCUCUUAUAGAUGAGUUCGGUUAUGUUCUCAACGGUGCAAGGGCGUACUACACUAAUAGGAGCCAGCCUCCUCUUUUGAGCUCAAUGGUUAUAGAUAUAUACAAUGAGACAGGUGACAAGGACUUGGUCGUAAUUUCACUUCCUGCACUGCUGAAGGAGCAUAAAUUCUGGAAUUCGGGAAAGCACAAGGUGAUAAUUCAAGAUGGUGAAGGUGUAAAUCACAGUUUAAGUCGAUAUUACGCCAUGUGGAAUCAGCCAAGGCCAGAAUCUUCGACUACUGACAUGGAAACAGCUUCGAAACUGUCGAAUAAAUGUGCGGAAACCCAACUAUAUCGUGAACUGGCAUCUGCUGCUGAAUCUGGAUGGGAUUUCAGUACCAGAUGGAUGAGAAAUGAAUCUGAUUUAACAACAUUAGCUACAACAUCAGUUAUACCUGUGGACUUGAAUGCAUUUAUUCUGAAGAUGGAACUUGACAUAACCUCCUUGGCAAAUGCAAUCGGAGAUUCUGACACAGCUGAUAAAUUUUUUGAAGCUUCCAAGGCCAGAAAAACGGCCAUAAAUACUAUUUUUUGGAAUGCAGAAACAUCACAGUGGCUCGAUUAUUGGCUGAGGGAAUCCAAUUUGUCGGAGGAUGUUUACAAAUGGGAUGCUUCAAGCCAGAAUAAGAAAUCGUUUGCCUCAAACUUCAUUCCCUUGUGGAUCAAUUCGUUUAAUUCAGAUGUGAAAAAGGUGGAUGAAGUUGUCAAAAGUCUCGAAAAUUCAGGUCUUGUUUGCCAGGCUGGGAUUGCAACUUCUUUGACUAACUCAGGACAACAAUGGGAUUUUCCUAAUGGGUGGGCCCCACUACAACACAUGAUUGUUGAAGGACUCGUAAGAUCUGGAUCAGAACAAGCAAGAUGCCUUGCAGAGGAUAUUGCUGUGAAGUGGAUCAGGACAAAUUAUGUUGCCUAUAAGAAAACGGGAGCUAUGCACGAAAAAUACGAUGUCCAAAAAUGUGGAGCCUAUGGCGGAGGCGGUGAAUAUAUACCCCAAACGGGAUUUGGUUGGUCGAAUGGAGUGGUAUUAGCAUUCUUGGAGGAAUUCGGAUGGGAGAAAGAACUAAAGCUUGACUGCGAAGUUAGUAUUAAUGUUGUUUUAUAGCUAUAUAAUAUAUAUAGCAGCUGAUUCUGUGUGGCUCAAUUUGAACCUGCAAAAUACAUAAUCACAUUGUA
Messenger RNA from Erythranthe guttata (spotted monkey flower), 2292 nucleotides. It is a transcript of the gene TRE1, whose product is annotated as trehalase 1. Gene Ontology annotation, biological process: trehalose catabolic process. NCBI's taxonomy places the organism in Eukaryota, Viridiplantae, Streptophyta, Magnoliopsida, Lamiales, Phrymaceae. Gene Ontology annotation, molecular function: alpha,alpha-trehalase activity. The record is from RefSeq and is a predicted model, not a curated record.